AAAUAAUAUUACUGACCGACCUGUUCUGUACCUGACAGUGGAACCAGCCCCACCCAUGCUGACCUGGAUACAGACAGAGAAGACCUUAAUCAUCAAUGCCACCAAUGAGUUACCCUCAUGUGUAGUCUUCAUGAACCUGAAAUACGAGGUGGAAUUCUGGAAAGAAGGGAGCCCAAACAAGAUUGAGACAGAGGCCAUGUUCCAUGAGACGGCAGUGAUCAAUCUCCCCCCAGCUUCUACUGGACGCUACUGCCUGAGGGCCAGGACAAGCUAUUCCCUAACCGCCCCCAAGUACAGCGAGUUCACCAAACCAGUCUGCUUCCUGCUGGAGACCUCAGGAACCCAGGAUGGGAUCCUGGCCUUAGUGCUGCCAGUCUUCCUGCCCAUUAUCAUUCUCAUAUUCUGUGUGUGCUUUCUGAAGAACGUCUAUUUCCAGAAGGCAAAGAUGCCACAGAACCUGGACUUUUCUGGGCACAGAUGGCCAGUGAAAACCUUGGAACUAACCAGACAAGAGUCUUUCAGGGAUUUGUCCAUCUGCCCCAGGACUAGUUUGGAGCAGAAAAGAAGACCAGGCCGAGGAUCCAGAGGCCCAAGCGUCACACCACCAUCAGAGAUGAAGGACCACGAGACCGAGGAAGAAAGCAACUGGGGAGAGUCUGAGGAUUCCGAUGAUAGUGGAACCUUUGACGCUUAUCUGGAAAUACCUCCCAUCAAAAGCCUGAUGAUUCGAAUGGCAAAAACAAAGAGAGAGGCACAGAGUUUGGAGUCUCUGGGGUCCCUGAUGCGCCAUCCAGGGGGAGAUUUCUCCCCAGCUGCAGACCCUUCAGACAGUAAAAAUAUGUCUGAUUCUUUCUGGAAAGACUCAGAUGUCAUUAAUUAUUUCAUUAAGGAUCGCAUCUUCGAGGACGGCCUGGCUCGGCCACCACCCGUGUUCAUGAGGGAGUCAGAGGUUGAGGAAGAGUCUUCUGAAGGUGAUUUGUCUUCCAGGGACUCCCCAGUGCCCUUGGGCCCCGCUUCCUCUGGGCUGGUGUUCAUCCCCGAGGAACCCCUGGUUUCUCUGAAGACAUUGAUCAUUAACAUGGACAGAGGGGCUCAGGCCAGGUCUGAGGAGGAGGAGGAAGAGGAAGAGGAGGAAGAAGAGAAUUGGCUUUUGAAGGAGGAGACAAAUGAUGGCAGUGAGGUAGAGGACCCUUGGAGUGAGUACCCCAAGAGGCCUAAGGUGUCAGAUUACCAGCACUAUAGGCUUCACUGA
Molecule: messenger RNA, 1252 nt
Organism: Gracilinanus agilis (Agile Gracile Mouse Opossum)
Lineage: Eukaryota; Metazoa; Chordata; Mammalia; Didelphimorphia; Didelphidae
Gene: IFNLR1
Product: interferon lambda receptor 1
Exons: 4
Molecular function (GO): protein binding
Source: RefSeq, a predicted model, not a curated record